AUGGCGCCCACAAUACACUCCGCCAAAUUGACACUCUCAUGUCCGCUCUUUGCCGCUGACUUUGACCCGCGCAAUAGCGGUCGACUCCUUGUUGGCGGCGGAGGCGGCGAGGGGCGCAGUGGAGUUGGAAACAAGAUCUCCCUGCUAGAUACUUCGCGUCGCAAUGAGAUUCUCGAGGUCGUUGACCUGAACCUAUCGCGCGAUGAGGACUCGGUGACAUCGCUGGCCGCGGCGCCGCUGGAUGGUGACGAAGCGGACUCGCUUGUUGCUCUGGCUGGUAUAAACAGCUCUGUAGAGGAGCAGAAGAAAAACAAUAAUCAACACUUGCGCGUUUUCCGAUUCGAAACACCGCGGAAGAAUGCCGCUCCCUCCGCUACGAAUACGAGUGCUAAAGACAGUGAGCAGAAUAAGAAGGGGGGGGAAGGCAACGAAAUCCGAGGAAAAGAUACAUACCAGCGGGUGACGAGGCUCUCGCCGUGGCCCAAAGGAAAGGAUGGUACUGGAAAACACACGCGAAUCGGAGCUGUCGCAACAGGACUGGCACAAUCUGGUGAGAUUGUGUUUUUCUGUGGGACAGAACCCCCCAGCGAGAAGGAUAUCAUUGGCCGCAUUCAAUUAAGCGGCAACGAAGAGGCCGAGGAUUUGGACUUUGCCAGCCUCGAGCACGACUCAGAAAAGACCGACGAUGCACACGGCCGGUUCCUUGUAGCAUACACCAACGGCACGGAUGUCAUGGUCGGCGAGAUGUUGUCGUCAACCCGGUCCAACAGCGCCCCCGAUGUCCGCUCCGUUUAUAGCAUUCCCUUGCCUGCCAACGGAGCCCGCACAGCGCGCCCCAAGUUCCGCGCACUGCGAUUCCUCUCGGCCAAGACCCUUCUACUACUACAGAACGCACCGAAUCGCGGCGGCAGCGAGCUGAUCCUCCUUCAACUUCCCAGCGGCGAAUCAAACAAGUCUCGAAUUCUUCGACGCCGGAAGCUCCCGCGGACCGUGAAGAUCGGACUGGGUCUCGAUAUAUGCCAACUUGGAACAAACCCCCAAGGCCAACAACAAACGGUCAUAGCAGCCAGUGGGAGCGAUAACUCCAUUUCCCUAUUCACUCUAGAAUAUGGACCAAACCGUGGCUAUGGCACCUUCCGCCCCUACACAACUCUCCGUGAGGUGCAUCCUUUCUCAAUGACGAAACUCACUUUCUCAACCUUCAUCGCACCCUCACAUCCCGUAACGCCAGAUGUUGGCCCGCAAAACAUCAAGCUCGCCUCCGUCAGCAUGGGCAACACAGUGGUCGUGCACACAUUCCCACUAUCACCCUUCCCAACAUCUUCUCACACCCCACGCUACGUCCUCGUCGUCCCCGGCCCCGCCGAGUUAUGGGAACUAGUUUACAGCAUCGUCGUAUUAUUAUUCUCCAUCUUCGCCAUCUGUCUGGCUAUGCUCGCCUUCGCCGAGAUCCGCGGCGGAACCCCACCAAUCCUCGGGGCCACGGAGUGGCUCCCAGACAAUAUUCGCGGUGCCAUUGCUAAAGAAUAUGUUCUGCCGCCCCGAGAGAAGCUGACAUACUUCGAUACACUCCUCGCACCUCGCAGCAGUGAUAGCGACAUCCCCGUCAGUAGUGAUGGCGACAUUCCCGUCGCGAAGACCUUCCCCGCAGACGCGCAGCUCGAAUCCCUCCGCGAGAUUCUGGACCGCGUGCACCGCGCCGGGGCCGCACCAGCUGAUCUGGAAACUAUUGCGCCGCAGGCGUUAUCUGUAAUUGUCCGCUGUGGCGCAGAGCAGAGCGUAAUUGUUGAGACGGCUGCGUCUGUGCGCGAGUCUGAUCAGACCGAAGAGGAGAAGCUGCAACCUUGGAAGGAUCUUUCCGAACCUGAGCAGUCUGUUUGGAAACAGAAGCUCACGGAUGCGGGCCGUUGGACAGCUUCUGAGGGAGAGAAUGUGCUCUUGGGGAUUUUGUUCAGUGAGGCUUGUGGAGAUUUGGGGAGGGCUGUGAGGGAGGAACUGCCUUGA
Molecule: messenger RNA, 2004 nt
Organism: Penicillium paradoxum
Lineage: Eukaryota; Fungi; Ascomycota; Eurotiomycetes; Eurotiales; Aspergillaceae
Exons: 3
Coding region: 1-2004 (667 amino acids)
Biological process (GO): protein secretion
Cellular component (GO): endoplasmic reticulum membrane
Molecular function (GO): protein binding; GTPase activator activity; guanyl-nucleotide exchange factor activity
Source: RefSeq, a predicted model, not a curated record